This is a messenger RNA of Lates calcarifer (barramundi perch), 1617 nucleotides long. RefSeq lists its product as uncharacterized. Gene Ontology annotation, biological process: response to bacterium. The transcript has 6 exons. The coding region runs from base 90 to 1130 and encodes 346 amino acids. Lineage: Eukaryota; Metazoa; Chordata; Actinopteri; Centropomidae. The record is from RefSeq and is a predicted model, not a curated record.
CCACCUUUUAAACCUUGAUGGCCUUGUGACUAAAUCUUCCAUUUGAGUGGGAAGACAUCAGUUGUGCAAGAGAAGAGCAAUGUGUCACAAUGAUCGGAGGACUGGCUGCUUUGACUCUUCUAAGUUCAUUGUCUCUGAUUCAAACUGCAGAGGUUCUUCAGCAGAUUCCUCUGACUGUGGUCGUAGUUGGUGAUAAUUUGAAUCUGACAUGUCCACUUAUUAAGGAACACGCCGGGUUGAUAUACUGGUACAAACUGAAGUUUGGAUAUAUGGUCCAAACAGUUGCUGCGGGGACGUUUGACAAAAUAGCACUUAAAGGACAAUUUGACAACCCAAGAUUCAAAGUUUCAAAAAUAGGUGAUCUGUAUUCUCUUCGCAUAAGGAACAUAAGCAAAGAAGAUGAAGCAACAUACUUCUGUCAAGCAGGAUCAGCAUAUGUAAUGAACUUCACUACAGGCACAGUUUUGGCUGUGAAUGAUCCUAAAAAGCAGAUGCAUGUCUAUGUGAAACAAAGUCCGGAGACGGCAUCAGUCCAGCCGGGAGACCCAAUGACUCUCCAGUGUUCACUUCUCUACAAGAACAAAGAAACCAGAGUCCAGUGUCCAGGUGAACACAGUGUGCACUGGUUCAGAGCUGGAUUGGAAGGAUCAGGUUCUGGUGUCAUCUAUACGAACAGCAGUAGGGGAAAUGAACCAAAGAAGAGGAGCUGUGUCUACAGUUUGUCCAAAACUAUACAGGACUCCUCUGAUUCUGGGACUUACUACUGUGCUGUGGUAACAUGUGGACAAAUUCUGUUUGGUGAAGGAACUAAAGUGGAGACAAGACAAGAACUUUGCCCAUUGGUGAUUGUGCUCGGGACUCUGCUGCCCUGCUGUGCCAUUGCGAUUGCUGCUGUAAUUCUCUGCAGAAAGCAAAAGUCUGCUUGUGAACAUUGCAAGGGAGAAGUAUCUGCUUCUGGUCCUGCUGAAUAUGACAGAUCAGCUGUGGAUCAACCAAGUUUUGUGGAUGGAGAAGAAGGAGCGGUGAACUACGUAGCGCUGGAUUUCACUUCACGAAAAGCUAAAAGAUGGAAGAAUAACAGGGAGUUACCACAGGAAUGCAUGUACGCGAGCAUGAGAGAUGGUCAGUGAAGGGCUGUCCCCAUGAAGGAGAAACAACUGAUAUGUACAUCGUCACAUAAAUGUCUCCGGUUUAGGUGAAUAAAAUGAGAUGAGGGUAGUUAGAUUUUUGCUGUAAUGUUACUGUUAAUAGCAUUAUCAGAUAGAUUAGCUCAGGAUAGAGAGAGCGUUUAUGUUUUGAUGUAAGGGGACCAAGACCAUAUAUUUAUUAUUAUUUGUAUUAUUAAUCUAAUUAUGACUGGUUGAUUCUCAAUGAGUCCAGAAUCAGAACGGACCUUGGAGAAGCUGCCCUUGUUGUUAAUGCAGUGAUCUCUUGGAAUAAUCUUAAGUCGAUACUCUAAUACCUCUCUGUACCUUUAACACCAUUCUCAAUAACUGUUCUCUGCCUGUCUGUAAUUGCUUUUAUUAACGCUAUAUCUUGUUUUGCUAUCAGCUUGAUGUUUUACUCACUGUGUAUGUCUGCCAACUGACCAUGUAUAAAUAAAGGUUUAACCAAAAA